AUGGCGACGAGAUCUGACAAACCAAAAUUGAUGGAAGCCGCCCCGAUUAUCAGAACAUACCCAUCCAGGAGAGACGACCUAGACGCCUGGGGUCUAGCUUACCUCGACACGUUCCCAUCUUUCGUCGGCUGUAACGACCAGACAUCUACUGAUAUUCUCACAAUGAUGGGUUCCAACACCCAGAUAUUCUCGUUCAUGGAGGGAUGCAAUGAGUACGAUAUGCAAUGUAUCGACGGCUUCCAAGAAGCUUACGACAAUAUCGAAGAACAUCACGAGAUACCUUUGUCAUCCGAUACAGCUGAAGUCGAAGGUCAGGAACUAGCCUUCGUUUCUGAUUUUGAGACUCACCAAGACCUGCUUGGGCUCCUCCCUUCGUCUCUGACCGCAGACACCGUCGCGUUCUCACCUAUUACAGCACUUCUCAACUUUGAGUUGGUUGGAACAGGGGAUCAGCAAUCUCAAGGUUUGGACUAUGAAUCUCGUCCUCCAUCUCCUUUGCCAUCCCUUCACGGACAGUCUUCCUCGUUUGCGCAUCACGAUGAAGAGGCUGCUGUCCCAGACGAUACCAUGUGUAUUGAUCCAUCAGUAUUAUUCCGUCAGCCCGAUAGAUGUUCUCUACGGUCAGAGACUGACAACCACAAUGACUGGAAGUACCCCGACCCUGACAGUGCCGAGUAUGCCAUCAUGCUGCUGCGAUGCCAUCACGAAGGCAACAAGUCAUCCAGUGCGUCCACUCAGGCAUAA
Colletotrichum godetiae is the source of this 744-nucleotide messenger RNA. RefSeq lists its product as uncharacterized. Bases 1 to 744 code for a protein of 247 amino acids. The transcript has a single exon. The record is from RefSeq and is a predicted model, not a curated record. NCBI's taxonomy places the organism in Eukaryota, Fungi, Ascomycota, Sordariomycetes, Glomerellales, Glomerellaceae.